Salvelinus fontinalis (brook trout) is the source of this 3333-nucleotide messenger RNA. RefSeq names its product tetraspanin-36-like. NCBI's taxonomy places the organism in Eukaryota, Metazoa, Chordata, Actinopteri, Salmoniformes, Salmonidae. Bases 104 to 817 code for a protein of 237 amino acids. Gene Ontology annotation, biological process: protein localization to plasma membrane; regulation of vascular endothelial growth factor signaling pathway; protein maturation. The record is from RefSeq and is a predicted model, not a curated record. The transcript has 8 exons. Gene Ontology annotation, cellular component: membrane.
GCAUGUGAUCAUGUGUCAGCAAGCCACUCAUGCUCAAAGCAGUCAGAACCCCCUUAAAAUCAGAACAGAGACCAGCUGAAAGGCUCCCCACCACCAUAACAACAUGGAUUGCGGAAUUAUUACAUCGAAAAUAGUCGUUUUGCUUCUAAGUUUAAUAUUUUGGGCUGCGGGGGGUGCCCUUGUCUAUGUAGGCUCUUAUAUGAUCAAGAGCUACAGCCACUUUGACAACUUCCUGCAGGAUAAGUACACGUUCAUCCCGGCAGGCAUCAUCAUACCCGUGGGAGUGGUGAUGCUCAUCAUCGGGACUGUGGGCUGCUACGCCACCCUGAGAGAAUCCAAAGUGGGCCUUAGCUUUUUCCUGCUGGUUAUCCUGGCCAUCUUUGCAGCAGAGGUCGCUGCUCUAGUGUAUGGGUUCAUCUACCAAAGAAGGAUCAAAGGGGACUUGGAGCGGUCAAUGAGUGACACGUUCAUGAAGUAUGAUGGUGAGAACUCUGACACCCAGGCUGUGGAUUACUUGCAGUCUCAGUUGCAGUGCUGUGGAGUGCAGACCUACCUGAACUGGACCACCAACCCCUGGUUCAGCAAAACUAACAACGCUGUGCCCGUCUCCUGUUGUAAAGGGAACAACACUAAGUGUACAGGCAAACUGGACCAGCGAGACCUGCUCAAUACCCGGGUAUGGAUCAAUUCAGGUUGUGAGGGUUUGCUGGAACUGCUCCUUCAGGAUGUGAUGAGUUAUGCCAUGCUGGUCAUCCUUGGAUUUGCCAUGUUCAAGGCACAACCCCCCCGCUUCCACCCCAAAGUUCUUGGGCUGUGAAAGUCUUGUGGCCAGAAUGGGGAUAGUGGGACUUUUCUGAGAUAUUUUCGGGACGCUCAGUGUGUGCGUGAUCACAUGUAAAGUUGGCAGGCGACGUGGCUACCAGUCCCUGGAUGCCUGAUCCUGUUGGCUCGAAGGAUAGUUCUGAGGCUUGUCUUGCGCUAUCUCCUGACUCCUCUCCCCUUUCUCCAGCACUGAGACUAUAGAGCCUUAGGACUUAUGUUCCCCACUCCAAGAUUUUAGCAUCCUUUCAGGAACAUUCUUACAGUUUUCAUUCGGCUUUCCUGGGUAGUUGUCAGCCCACCGAACGUUGGGCAAACCACUGUCGACAUUUGAAGCGUUGGAAACCACAAGAUGCCAUGUUUUUUUUAAAGAUAGUUGCAAAUAGGAAUUACCACUCAAACUUUUAAACAAUGGAAGUUGGUUUUGUUAUUUCCUGCUGUGCAUACUGAAGAAAAUAAGAAAGGGUUUGCUCAGUGACAUAUCAGUAUAUGGGGUACACUCUAUUUUAAAGAGGCAAUCUGGGACUCAAACGAUAACAAAGUGGCUAACCCUGCAAUUAUUUUGGUAAACAGCUGAUGGAUGGUGCUGGAGAAAUGUAACCAUUCUCAAAUUCAUAGACGGGAUCUAUGGAUACAGAGACUUACCAUAUAUUAGAUCAAAAUGUAUGUUUUCCUUUUUUUCAAAGUGGUACAGUGUUUUUUUUCACAAUUACAUUGUUUACAAACAAUGGAGUAAAAAGGCUUAUAUUUUGGGUUCUGAUGGGGUAAGACAGUUUAACUAAAAUCAUGAGGCUUUUAAGUAAUAUUUUUCAAUAAUCAAUUGCUAUAUAUCAUUAAUUUAUUGACCAAAAAAAGGCAUGUGCCACUCCCAGAUUGCCCCUUUUUUUUAAGGAUUGAAAUGUUAUGUUGAAAUGGCCAAGGACUUUUUUAGACUUCAACAUAUCAGGGUAGUAGGCUCUGUUUAAUCAAGACUGGAUUGUCUAGGAUAUACAGUAUUACGUUACGAAAGGACUGUCAAGAUUAUUUGGGGAAAUGAUUUGAUAAAACUAAGGGACAGUUUGAAAUAAAGAAAAUGCACCCCCCUCCCCAAAGUAAAAAAAUAUUUUCAAAUGACCUUCCUCUUGUACUGUAAAAAAAACAUUGCACACUCUCCCCACUCAUAGAGUUAACUCAAAAUAAUGUUUAUGACCACAAAUAACUGUAGUGACCCUGUGUUUAUAUGCGUGGAUAUUGACUUUGUCACUUCAGCAUGCUUUUGUGGCACUGUCGAUGCCACACAGGGCUACGGGCCUUGAAGGUUGAGUGUUUGUCGACCGCCACGGACUAGCUCCCUGCCUGUUUCAUUAGGGCUUACACUAUGAUCGGCGUCGGCUGCAGACAACGAUCAACAAGAGGAAUCAGAUUUUUUUAAUGUUUUGUUGCCAUAUUUCUCAUUAUAUAAAAUAUAUGGGAUGAAUUUCCCACUGACAGGUUUCUGUGCCAAUGCACCGCGCAACCAGUAAACAAAGCGUUCCGACUUCAGGCGGUUCAGUAUCAUGGUUUGCAUUUUCAACACCACAAUAAAUACUGUCGAUCUCGACAAACAGAAAACAAAUCCCUCCCUACCUUGUAGGCCUAUGGAGUGUCAAGCCAAGUUUUUGAUCCUCUCAGAAUGUCAUUAAACAUUUUGGCGUUUUGUAACAUGUCUCUUUCCAUUCAUCAAUUGGCUGUUGCAUAUUUUGGAUUAAUUGAUUUUAUUUGGCAGUAAAAAAAUUGACCCGGGUUGCACAAUAAAGUCAGGGACUUAUUUCCAAUGUGGUCCCUAUUUUUACAUAACUACAUAUACACUUACAUAGAUGCAGGCAAAAGGUUAUACUUUUCACACACUAGCCAGCUUUUGACAUAAUUUCUUUAGAAGUGUUUAUGGUUGGUAUGGCUUUGAGUUGCUGUGGUAGUUUGUUCCACUCUAACGCCGGUAUAGAAAAAUGUGAUCUUACCAGAUAGACUUUUAUAUUUCAAACAAUGAAUAUUAGAGUGGUAUUAUGCUGGUGGACAUCUCUAACAAAUGAAAAAUGUGGUAACUGGGGGCAGAGUCUGUGCUAAUUCUGUGGUCCAGACCAAGUAGAAUUAAUCCCCCCCCCCAAAAGAAUAAUCACAGAUAGCCAGCUUGCUUAAAAUGCUUGACCUCCAGAUGAGUAUGAAGGGGGGGGGAGGUUUAAGUACAAUUCUUACAAGGUUGUUUGCCACUGGACUAGUGCACUUGCCAGAGUCUAGGGUGUCAAUUCCUUCCAAUUGGGGAAAGAUUUUCAUGGGAAUAUUCUAAAAUCUGCAUCAAAACAAUAUGCGCAUUUUCCCAUCAGAGUUGUUUUUCUAUCUAAUUGACUUGUUGCCGAUAAGUCUUUGCGUAAAUACGUAGUGCACAUAAAAAAUAAAUGUUUUGUUUAAAUUCCCAUGUACCAAUUUGUAAGUCGCUCUGGAUAAGAGCGUCUGCUAAAUGACUUAAAUGUAAAUGUAAAUAAAAAACUACAAGUUAAA